GCCGUGCGUGCGCACUUCUACCGUGGUUGGGGCGCUCGGGGCUCGCGGCUGCACCAUGGACAUUAACCAGCCCAAGCAGGAGCACCUGCUGGCCCUGAAAGGUCCCGUUUCCCACUGAUCUUUGCAGCAUGGGGCAAGGAAAUUCUUGUAAAUAAGAUGUUUCAAUCUAGACUUAUGAAUCCUCAUCAAGAGACUAUUCUUGUAACUAAGAAUAACUGGAUUGCUACUGCACAAGCAUGGAAGUGGUCUUACAUUAUCGACCACAUCAGAGAGAUCUGACAGAACUGCACAAAUUUGCAGAAGCGGCAGUGAAGGAGCUUCCCAUUCGUCAGUUACCAAGAUUCACACCCUGGUUUCCAAAUGAUUUGUACAGACUUCCGCUCAAACCCAAAAAGCAACCACCUGUUAUUUCUUCUGAAGAAGCAGAAGAAUUGAAACAACUUACUACACCUUCAGAAUGUAUUGUAGAAUCUCCUAGUUAUGACUGCACAAAAAAUCUCCUUGAAUUUCGGUCUGAUAUGAAUCACGGGCAGACUUUAACCCACACACAAAAUGGCCGCAGGCAAAUUAACUUGGAAAAUCAAGGAGAACCACCAUCUAAUGAGAAACAGAAAUUGAAAAGGUCUUGGAGUGUCUCUCUCUGUAGCCCUAAGCUUAAAGAAAAGAUUCUUCCUCUAUCUCAAGAACUUCAAAACAAUUUGGAAAGACUUAAAUUGCAUGCAUUUUAUAGAGCAAAGUGGACAAUUGAGCAGUCUAAUUGUAAUAACCAGAACUUGGAGGACAUCUGGAUAAAAUUAAAUAGACUGAUCAAGCAGAACGAAUUGCCAUCUUGCAAUGCUACUAUCCAAAGAUCUUUGGGACAGAUAUGGAUUUUCUGUGAUAUACUAUACUGUGAAUAUAUUAGAAAUAUUCUUAGGGAAAAGCUGAGCCUUACUGAUAAAAUGAAUUUGCUUGUACAUAAAUUUGGAAUUAUAUUUAGUUUGUGAUUGUAACAUAGUUUUGUAACAAUAUUGUUGUCUGAAGUAGUUUCUAGUUAGCUUAGUUUUUAAGGAGCUUAAAAUACACAAACUUCAGAACAGCUGAUGAAUUAAUUAAGAGAAAAUAACUGUUACUUUACUACAGUUUUCAAGUUGUAGUAGUGUAUUUAAGUUUAUUUUGUUGGGAAAAUCGUGAAUGGGUCAAUGAAGAUUAAUACAUUUGCCUCUCGCAUUCACCUGCAACAUGCAUUUGUUUGAUUUGGUACAGUAUUCUGUGUUUUUUCUCUCGUCCUUUGUCUAAAGGAAAAAAUAAUACUUCUGCACUUAAUUUCUCCAGGAUAUUCCCUUUGGAAUUUUGCUUGUUUUUCUUCAUAUGAUAAUGUUUGAAUAAUAAUAGUUUAUUGUGGACAUUGCAUACCUCUUUGUAGUUUAAAACAAAGGAUAUUGAACAUUGACAUGCAUUUUUAAACUUUGGCUGAAAGCUGAAUGUUCUGUAUUAUUAUUUGGUGUAUUUGUGGGAUUUAAUAUUACUGCUUAGCAAAACUGAUAUGACAGAUAACUAGUUGUUGCUAUUAGUAGUAGAGCUUAUGUAGCCAAUUUACAUCAGUGAAAUUACUUCUCUGAUCUUAAAGAUAAUAGUAAUGAAGUUACUUUGUACUGUCAGAAUUUUUAGAGAUACAAUGUAGUAAGAUGCAGAAUGUUUUAUUAAGUGUUAGAAUCUGAGGAAAAAAGCAAGAGAUAAUCUGUAAUACUACAAGAACAGAAUACUUUAGUAGUCUCAUUAAAUACAAUAAUCUACGUA
Lagopus leucura (white-tailed ptarmigan) is the source of this 1779-nucleotide messenger RNA. It is a transcript of the gene SHLD3, whose product is annotated as shieldin complex subunit 3. Gene Ontology annotation, biological process: positive regulation of double-strand break repair via nonhomologous end joining; positive regulation of isotype switching; negative regulation of double-strand break repair via homologous recombination. Bases 237 to 986 code for a protein of 249 amino acids. The record is from RefSeq and is a predicted model, not a curated record. NCBI's taxonomy places the organism in Eukaryota, Metazoa, Chordata, Aves, Galliformes, Phasianidae. The transcript is spliced from 2 exons.